This is a messenger RNA of Lingula anatina, 1784 nucleotides long. RefSeq lists its product as uncharacterized. Gene Ontology annotation, biological process: biotin biosynthetic process. Lineage: Eukaryota; Metazoa; Brachiopoda; Lingulata; Lingulida; Lingulidae. The record is from RefSeq and is a predicted model, not a curated record. Gene Ontology annotation, molecular function: pyridoxal phosphate binding; 8-amino-7-oxononanoate synthase activity.
AAAUGGCUCACUGCACAUCGCUGGUAGGCGUGGCUACUGCUGAAAAGUUGGGUGUAUUUCAGCUUGAGUAGUGUCAACUCUACAAGUUUCCAGUUGUUGCUAUAGCAAUAGUCCCUGGAGCAAGUUUGCCGUUACAAAUUUGUCAUCUCAUAGCCUCGCCCUUCACUGUGAAUUCACACCAACAGAUCCCGAGCUACUAAAUCAGGACACAGGCGCACUCCAUUGGCAGCAUGAAGACCCUAACGUUUGGUUCCAUGUGGUACAAACUAUUCCAUUCCACUCCCCCAUUCCAGCCAUUUACAAUAACAAAGCGACAUCUGGGAAGCGGACUACCAGGGGACUACGCACGGGAAUUGGCCGCUUUGGCCAAAAGGGCCUACUCCCCGUUCGAGAAUCUAGACAAAUCAAAAUUCCACGUGGACUUCUACUCUUCGGACUAUUUGGGGCUUGGGCUUAACCAGGAGCUGAACCAGACACAUGCAGACGCCAUUCUCCGUGCUGGUAUGGACCACAACGUUUCCUGUGUUGUUUCUCACCCUGCCAACUCCCCGGUAAAAGAUACAGAACUGGCCUUGGCUCGGUGGUUAAAAAGUGAAGCCGCUGUCGUCACCUACUCAUGUGCAACCGCAAACAUCGGCGUCAUGGAGAUCUUACUCAAAGGUAACGAUCGUCCCAUUUACAUGGACCAUUACGCCCACAUGACCCUCAAGACGGCGCUGUCCGUUGCUGAGGCCUCGUCGCGAUUGAAGCUGUUUCGGCACAAUGACAUGGACCAUCUUCGUUUUCGGAUAGAAAAAGCUGGGAGUGGAGUUGUCGCCGUGGAUUCGAUAUACAGUGUUAACGGAGAAGAAGCACCGAUGGCAGAAUUGGUAGAGUUGUGCCGCCGUCUGGAUUGCAUCCUUGUCGUUGAUGAGAGUCAUGCUGUUGGGGUUGUUGGAGAUGCGGGCGAAGGCCUGGUAGCCCAUCUAGGGCUAGAAAACGGCGUUCAUGUAAGAACGGCGUCCUUGUCUAAGGCUCUAUCGUGUCAAAAUGGUGUUGUUGCAAGCAGCAAGGAAGUCACGGACUGCUACAACAGCGCGACCACGUUAGCCUUAUUCAGCGAGAAUGUACAAACCCCCAGCGCUGUCAAAGUCAAAAAGGCGAUAGAGUUAGCAAUACUGGCAACCCAACAGCGGGAUGACUUGCGAAAUCUUUCCCAAUCAUUUCAGCAACAGCUUAAAGAAGCCGGCUAUCCAGUAACAGGAAACGCAAACCAUCCGAUAGUGUCUCUGGUGGUUGGUGACCAGGAAAGGGCGAUGUAUACACAUAAUGUGCUUUGCUCCAACGGAAUCUUCCCGAUGAUCUUUUUAUAUCCCGCCACUCCAAGGAACGAGGCCUUGAUGAGAUUUGUCAUCAACCAGCAUGUGACGCCAGAGAAGGUAGCAUACACCGUUAAAACAUUGAAGGACCUCAGUCAAGACCUGAAGCCAUGGACAUGGGCUGGGAAACAGAGAAAUAAAAAGCAGAAUAUAGAAAACAGUUCCAACUUAGAAUAAGUGAUUUUAAUUGAAAGGGUCAUUUGACAGUGCUUCUCUGCAGUCAAUAUAAAAUCAUUAAUGGACUCCAGUCAUAACUUCAAAUAGAUGAUGCCUGAGAUGCGAGCUCGAGAAAGAUCUUAGCUCUGUCCAGCAUGUACAUUAUGUAAACCAACAAUUUAAUCGAAAACUCUCAAGCUGCAGAUUUUUCUUUGUUUGUCUUCGAAUGAAAGACAAUGAAAAAAACAACAACUAGGAGAAAUAUAAACA